Molecule: messenger RNA, 2253 nt
Organism: Cephus cinctus (wheat stem sawfly)
Lineage: Eukaryota; Metazoa; Arthropoda; Insecta; Hymenoptera; Cephidae
Product: short coiled-coil protein B
Exons: 4
Coding region: 331-771 (146 amino acids)
Cellular component (GO): trans-Golgi network
Source: RefSeq, a predicted model, not a curated record
UUUGUUGUGUCAUGGAUAAUCAUAAGUAGAGAAGAGGAUCUUAUGUAGUUUCAAUGAACAUACUUUAAUGGCGACUACUUUGAUGAAUCAGCGGUAGAAAUGUCAGUUUAUUCAUAGAGUUUAGUUUGCUAAGCUGUUUUGAAGGGAUUUAUUAGAUUCCAAUGAAUCGUUUCGGACAAUAGCAGAUUCGGUUUGUUCUCUUGCGAAUUUGCAAUAUAAGAAAGCAUUUAUAUCAAUCGAUAAGUUGGGCUGAAAGGUUGAGCAAAGCGAAGUGACUUCCUUGUCGCAGAAUUCUUGUCGAAGGUGUUCACAGAAGUGCUCAACAUCAGGAUGUCUGCUUCUACAAUAUCCAGCGCUAAACUUCAAGAUGACAUGAAUAGUAUACCUUUGGCUGACGACGAUCCUCAAGUAAUCAUUCCUGAAGAAGAAAUUCUUGAUAAUGUAUCACACAUGUCAGAUGCUCUUGCCCAUGGACGUAGUAUGGAUUCGAUUCCAUCUACUUUCACUAAUGGAAGCAGCAGCCCUAACAUCUAUCUUGCAGGCUUAGACCCAGAUAUAAGUCCAGACGAACAAGAAGAAAAGGCUAGACUAAUUGCCCAGGUCUUAGAACUACAAAACACUCUCGAUGAUUUAUCACAGAGAGUGGAUAGUGUAAAGGAAGAGAAUUUAAAACUGAGGAGUGAAAAUCAAGUAUUGGGUCAGUAUAUUGAAAAUUUAAUGUCAGCUUCAAGCGUUUUUCAAUCGACCAGUCCUAAAUCGAAAAAAAAGUGAAGUAGUCGACAUAGUAUUAAAAGGAACAUAUGAGCAGGAGCAAGGCCUUGCAGCCAUUAAUUUUUUUUUCUUUUGAUGAAAGAUGCACUGGACAAAAUCGGUUACUAAAUAUUUUAACAUGCAAUCUUGCAAAUAUCCUGCUGGAUCACCCUGUUUAUGUGGAACAAGAGAUAUAAUGUGAAAGAAUAAUUAUACUUGAUCUGCAGGUCUCUGUAUUAUUCAACUUCACAUCACUUGACCUUUAUCUUUAUGUGAUAUGCGACUUUUUUUAAAUAUUUUGAGUCACGAUUCAUUUUUUUUGAGAACGUUGAAAAAUAAAGCUCACCGUUGUGUUAGCAUAUGUUGUGUCUGGAUAACUUACGAAGCUUUAAGCUUAAAGAGUGAUGUGCUUGAUAUUAAUAUGGGUCACCAAAGAUUCUAAUUCACAUUUAUACAUUUUUUACAACCACGCUUGCUUGGAGGCUUCUCAUCUAUGUAGUUGGUAAAUAGCAUUACGUUAAAAAGAUAUUGUAAUAAUAAUCAGGAUUUAUCUCAUUGCAUUAGCAGCUGAUUCAGGGUAUGAAAUAUAUUUUAUGAAUAUUUAUUUUUCACUGCUAUUAGAAAUGGCUAAAGGAUAAAACAUCAAUAUUGAUAUAUGUAAUAAUUUUGUUCCCUGAACUGAGUGGUGUAACUGAUUCGUACAACGAUGUAUGAGUAAAUACUAUUAUAAUAUUCAAUGAAUCUCAAAGGGUAUUAUUAAAAAGAAAUAAUGAUUUUUCACAUAGUUUCACACUGCUCGGUUCGAGGUGUACGUUUAAAGCAAAAGCCUUUGAUAGAAUUCGAAAAAUACUGAAUAAAAGAUCUAGAAGGCAAAUCAUUAUUUGGCAGCCUUUGGAUUAACGCUUUCAUAUAGCCUGUUCUUCGUCUUACAUUCCAUGUUCUCUAUUUAUCCAAUUCUCUCAUGGGCUUUUAAAUAUUAGAUUCAAAAUUUCAUGACCAAAGGGCGGAGGCGGAAAAGGUGAUUGCAAAGCGCGAAUACGCCUCACGCUAUUUAACAAAUAAAAAUUAAAUAUUUCAAAUUUAAGCUUUGCUUAAGAAACUUUAUAUAUAUGUAUACAUGUAGGUGUACAGAAGAGAUAUAAAUCAAUAUAAUAUAUAUAUACACAUAUAUAUUAUAAUUACUCAAGUUGAAUGACGAAAAAUAUUCUGUCGAAGAUUUCGAUAUUAGCACAUUAGGAUUUGCAUUACCUGCGGAUCGUAGAAGUUUUACAAGAAAUUAAAAGUCCCGCGUUUACUUGGACCGUUUGGCAUGCUGUAGGAGUUCAUCUAUGGUGUGUCUAAUAAUUAAUAAAAGUUAUCUAAGCUGCCGAGUAAGGCUACAGAAAUUCUCAACAAAACAAUUCGAACUCAUGAACACAAAGCGAAGUGCACAAUCCGAAUAUAUUCUGUUGUUAAGUGACACGAUGAUGUAAUGAACAUUACACAUUCUAUGGCUAAUACAAA